AUGGUUGACUCUGCAAGUUCAAGUUCUGUUAAUAAAGAACCAUUUGCUAUACAAAACAACCAGAUAACCAGUGAAUCUGAUCAAGGUUAUAAAAAAAUUACAUCUAAAGAUGCUGAUGCUACUUUAAAGUUUCAAGAAGAGUAUGAUUCACAAGUACCUGAAAUUACACCUCAACAAGAAGCAAAAUUAUCAAGAAAAGUAUGCUGGUUCAUCAUCUCAUUUGCUGCUUUGGUUGAUUUAUUGGUUUAUAUGGAUAAAGCUGUUUUAUCUUAUGCAUCUUUAUUCAAUUAUUGGGAAGAUGUUGGAUUGGAUCAAGGAAGAUAUAAUAAUAUUAAUACAUUAUUUUAUAUUGGGUUUCUUGUGGGGCAAAUACCUGGUAAUUAUUUGAUUUUAAAAUUACCAGUUGGUAGAUUUUUAUUUAUAUUGGUUUGUGUAUGGACUAUUAUUUUAUUUUUAAAUUGUGUUGCAUUACAUUAUUCAGGUAUUUUAGUUUUAAGAUUCUUUUUAGGUCUUGUUGAAUCACCAAUUAUUCCAUUAUUAAAUGUUACAUUAGCUCAAUUUCUUACAGCAAAUGAAAAAGCAGCAUCAAGUCCACUUUUCUUUAGUACUUGUCUUGGUGUUACAAUUCCAACUGGAUUUAUUGCUUAUGGUGUUAUGUUUAUUAAAAGUUCAGUUGCAUUAUGGAAAAUUUUCACAAUUAUUAUUGCAUCAAUGACAUUUUGUUUAGCUAUCCUAGUGUUUUUCUUUUAUCCAAAUAAUCCAGCAACUGCUAAAUUUUUAACUUUAGAAGAAAGAAUUUGGACAAUUAGAAGAGUUCAAAAAACAACUGGAUCUGCAAUUGAACAGAAAUUUUUCAAAAAAUAUCAAUUUAUUGAAUGUUUAAAAGAUCCAAUUACUUGGUUAUUCUUUACUGCGAUGUUAUUUUAUAAUUUAGCAAAUAAUUUAACUUUCCAACAAAAUUUAUUAUUUACAGGUAUUGGUGGUGUUUCUAAUUUAGAUUCCACUUUAGUUAGUGUUGCUUCAGGUGGGUUUUCAGUUGUUUGUUGUUUAAUAUCAUCAGUUAUUUUAUUAAAAGUUGAUAACAUGUCUGCUUGGUCAAAUGUUAUUUGGAUUAUUCCAUCAUUUAUUGGUUCAAUUUUAGCUAUUGCAUUACCAUGGGAUAAUAAAGUUGGUCUCUUGGCUGUUGUUUGUAUGUCUGCACCAGUUUUCGGUCUUCCAAUGAUUUUAACAAUUUCUUGGGGGUUCACAUCAUGUUCAGGUUAUACUAAAAAAGUUACAAGAAAUGGUGUAUUAAUGGCUGGUUAUUCAGUUGGUAAUUUAAUUUCACCACAAUUAUGGGUUGGUGCUCCACGUUUCUAUGUUGCUUGGAUUAUUCAACUUGUUUUAAGUUUCACAGCAGCUCCAGCUAUUUGUAUUUUAAUUUGGUUCAUUUUGAGAAAACGUAAUAUUAAAAGAAGAGAAGCAAUGAAUGAAGAUGAAAAAGUUGGUGUGAUUCAAGAUAAAGAAGGUAAUGAAGUCGUUGUCAAUGUUGCAGCUUUGGACUUGACUGAUUGGGAAAAUAAAGCAUUCAUAUAUCCUUUAUGA
Hansenula ciferrii is the source of this 1584-nucleotide messenger RNA. RefSeq lists its product as uncharacterized. Gene Ontology annotation, molecular function: L-cysteine transmembrane transporter activity. NCBI's taxonomy places the organism in Eukaryota, Fungi, Ascomycota, Saccharomycetes, Phaffomycetales, Wickerhamomycetaceae. Gene Ontology annotation, biological process: transmembrane transport; L-cysteine transport. The record is from RefSeq and is a predicted model, not a curated record. Bases 1 to 1584 code for a protein of 527 amino acids. The transcript has a single exon. Gene Ontology annotation, cellular component: membrane.